Molecule: messenger RNA, 465 nt
Organism: Vanrija pseudolonga
Lineage: Eukaryota; Fungi; Basidiomycota; Tremellomycetes; Trichosporonales; Trichosporonaceae
Exons: 1
Coding region: 1-465 (154 amino acids)
Source: RefSeq, a predicted model, not a curated record
AUGUGCAUCCCGCUCUCGCACAUCCUGGCGUGCAUCCUCGGCCACGGUGCUGCCGACGACGACCCCCAGCAGCCCCAGCCUGAAGACCACCCCCGGACAACGCCGCCACCGCCAUUCGCCGCCGCCCUGCCGCCCGAAGUGGUCGUGCGCUCGCUCCUCGCCCAGCAGCAGCAGCAGCACCGCGUGAGCGAUGCCCUCCCGCCCCCGGAAACGCUGGUCAGGUCCCUUCUCGCCGAACGACAGUGGACAGAUGACGCGCUGCCGCUUCCGCCCGCCGCGCUCGUCCUUGCCCUCCUCGGCCAACCUCGGCCUCCACCGAUGCCACCUAUUGCCGACAUGGUGGUACGCCGCCCACCGGGGCCGAUCCGUCCCCCGCCCCACCCUGUUCAGACGCAGCGCGCCCCCGCGGCUUUCCGCCUCCUCUGGGUCCGGUACGGCGAUGCGCCGACGUGGACGGGGCGCUAG